Molecule: messenger RNA, 5456 nt
Organism: Paramuricea clavata
Lineage: Eukaryota; Metazoa; Cnidaria; Anthozoa; Malacalcyonacea; Plexauridae
Source: the annotation of a GenBank genome assembly
AUGGAUGAAUUAAGAUGCGAGAUAUUCAAAGCAAAAGCCGGGAAAUCAACAGGUUUGGAUAAAAUUUCAAAUAAACUAUUAAAAGCAGCCGGGGAGACCAUUAUCGGCUCCUUAAGUCAAAUUUUUAAUCUAUCUAUCGAUACCGGAAUAUUUCCAGACGAUUUGAAACACACUAAGGUAACCCCUCUUUACAAAUCAGGGGACAAGAUGGAUUGCGAUAAUUACAGACCUAUCUCAGUAACAUCAGCAGUAGCAAUUUCUGAAAAGCUGGUCUCUAGGCAACUAAAUAUUUUUUUAGAAUUUCACCAGAUAGUAUCCACAAAUCAAUCUGGAUUUCGCACUCAAUACUCCACAGAGACUGCACUCUUAUAUUCUGUAAAUCAAUGUCUUGUAAAUAUGGACCAGGGCCUUAUUAAUGGUCUACUGUUUCUUGAUAUCAAAAAAGCAUUUGACACUGUGGACCACAACAUACUCAUUUCAAAAUUAGAGCUUUACGGAGUACGAGGAAAAGCAUUACAAUGGUUUAUUUCAUAUCUGAGAGGGAGAGAGCAAGUUUGCAAAAUUAAUCACGAAAUAUCAGAUAGAGCUACAAUUACUUGCGGACUCAGGGUUCAAAUCUAGGACCACUGCUUUUCUUACUUUACAUCAAUGACUUACCAAAUUGCUUAAGGUCUACAAAAGCAUCAAUGUUUGCAGAUGACACUAAUAUAUCCUGUGACGGAAAAUUAGCAACUGACAUUCAACAAAAAAUUAACUCAGACUUGAACAGUGUUCAUAAUUGGCUAUUAGCCAACAAACUAACUUUAAGUGUUGAGAAAACAAAAUAUAUGAUUGUUGGUUCGAGACAAAGGCUUAAUCAAAUAAAUUCAGAUCCUGACAUAUUAAUAGGAGAUCACAUGAUAAAGAGAGUUUCUAACAAAAAAUUCCUAGGAGUGGUUUUUGACGAACAACUUAAUUGGCAUAACCAUAUAGAUAAUCAAUGUGCAAAAAUUUCAAAAAACAUUGCACUUUUGAGAAGAGCAAAAAGUUUUCUGACAGAAAAUGCCCUUAUUACAAUGUACAAUUCACUAGUCCUACCACAUUUCACUUACUGCUCAACAGUUUGGCACAAUGGAAAUAUCACCCACAUUGACAAAUUAAGUAAAUUACAAAAAAGAGCAGCACGUGUUAUCACUAACUCAGGGUAUGACAUAAGAUCAACAGAGAUCUUAAAUAGAUUGAAUUGGGAGCCCAUUGCAAAUAUCCUCGAACAACGUGAACAAACAAUGACAUUUAAGGCAAUUAACAAAAUGACACCAAAAUAUAUUUAACAGAAAUGUUUACUAUGUCCCAGAACGACAAUUAUGCAUUGAGAAGUAACGAACGAAAACUUCACUUAUCAAAACCAAACACUAACUUCCUUAAGAAAAGUUUUUCCUACCGCACAGCAGUGUCAUGGAAUAAACUUCCAAACGAAAUUCUCGAGGAACAUGAGCAUCUUUCAUUGAAUCAGUUCAAAAGGCUUAUUAAAAAUUGCUAAGAUUUUUAAAAAUCUCGAAAUUUUAUCGAAUGUUUAUUUGCAUUGUAAGGUCGUUAUGCAUGUUAUACUUCAAUUUGAAUUAAUGUUAGUGUGUUAUACUUUAGGUUUAGAUUUAUAUCUUUUUAAUAGUUUUAGACCACGGCCCUUUGAAAAACAGGCAACUGAAAGGCUACCGUGGAUAAAUAUGUUUAAAUAAUAAUAAUAAUAAUAACCCACAAUUUGCGUCCAUAAUUGUCAGUGAUUUGUCCAUAAUUGUCAGUUUUUCGUGCUUGGAGGUCGAAGUUUGAGCAUGACAUUGUGAGCAGGGGCGUCGCGAAGGAGGAUGAGACACCCCCUGAAAACCGCCGUUGUCGGCAAAUGAGUCUUUUGUAGGCAACACUGUGAGACCGCUAUUAUAUUGUUUCAAAUUGUAGACGUUGGGAAAAAAUGUUAAGUGUUUUUUAUGUUAGUCUGGAAAAAAUUUUAACCUUUGAUUAUGAUAUUCGUGAAAAAAUUUAAGCUUUGACGACGAGCCCUCCCCCCGCGCCGCCAACAUUUUCGGGAAAAUAAAUUAGUGGUUGAAUGUUAUUGGCCCUGAUUGUGAGUAUCGACUUAAUUUGAAAGUACGUGACGUUCAUUCAAUUUGCUGUAUACCGAGUAUUAAUGUCGCAACCUAUCACCAUUAAACUUAUAUACAAAUCAAUGCUCACAAAUACUCUUACCGCUCGUUGCAAAUCACGCAGGCGCAUAUUUAAAAAGCCCCAGCAACUUAACGCUCGAGAGAGUGUCUUGUUCAUUCUGAGGUUGGGCCGUCUGUGCUCAGAUAAGCUAUUUCCCGCAUUUUGAGGAGUUUUACAACAAGAAUUUAACCUUAUAAACAGUGACACAAUUACUGCAAUUUCACAGUCUCCCAAAUGUAAUCCAGUCCCAAUAAGGCAACAUGGUGUGAUGUUAGUGAUGAUACGGUAAUUAAGAUGUGUGUGGUAUAGUAUUAUCAUUCACCACACUUCAAAUUCUACAGUACUGCAUUACAUGUAUUGGGGUACUUGAAAUUGACGCAUUCGUCUUUUCAGUGUCACUGAAGAGCAAGAUCGGGUGGUCUCUCUGGAGUAUCUUUGCUUGGAAAAACUAAACUACAAUUUCGUCCUAAAAUGCCACUUCAUGCCUUGUUCCAUGAGCAAAUUAUUUCAGUCUGUAAUCAGUCAUGGUUUAGGUUUCUGGCGGUGUUUAAAUUUCAGUCCCCAAAUUCUGGCGUACCGAGUCAACUGACUCGGUUGACUCAUAGCCAGUUACAGGCGUGCAGAUGAUGGUCAAAUUCAGAAAUGUUAACAACAACAUCAUGAUUUUUUUUCUGUGUUGAUGUGAUGUACUCGCUCAGGUGAAUAUGAUGCUUGUGAUGUUACUCUGAGUGUAUAUCCAGAGGCGCCGGAAUAUAGAUAAUUUGGGGGGGGGGGCAGAUAUUCAUAUAUUCGUGUUCACAGACUGUAAAAACAAUCGAUUUCAAAAGAAAUUAAUUGGGCAGAACACGAAUAUAUGAAAAUCCGCCCCCCCCCCCCAAUUAUCGAUAUUCCGGCGCCUCUGUGUAUAUCAUUCACAUUAAUCAUUUAAAUAUAUUAUUUUAUUACAAACCGAUUUCAUUGUAUUUGGCGACGAGGAUUAUUUUCAAGAAAUAUGGCAACGAAACUUACGCAUUUAGCACCACCGCCUGCUUUUGAUGCCGAAAGUGAUAAGUCGUCCUUAGCUCAACGAUGGAAAGACUGGCGUGAAAGAUAUGACAUGUACUUGCUUGCAUAAGAUUUUCAACACGUUAACCGAUACUGGCACAGAUUAUAAAACAGCUGUGGAGAAACUCGAUAGUUAUUUUCAACCGCAGAAAAAUGUAAUUUACGAAAGAUAUGUAUUCAAACAGACCCGACCUAGCCCUGACGAAUCGGUUGAUCAUUUCAUUACACGUCUUCGACAGCUAGCGGAUACAUGUGAGUUUGCGAGUGUAGAAGCUGAAAUUCGAGAUCAUUUUGUAAUCACUUGGCCGUCAAAGGUAUUUCGUGCAAAAUUACUUCGUGAGCCGACACUCACUCUCGAAAAACUACAAGAACUAGCCCGGGCACAGGAAACCGAUAAUCGUCAUGCCAGUGUCAUGGCCGACGACGAAGAUACCAAACUUAAUCGACUUACAACCAAUCGUUUUCGAAGUGGCGACCAGAACUAGUCAUUUCAAGAAGAAAGCAAAACAGCGAAUAUAUCCGGAAAAUAUACUGGUAACUGUUUUAACUGUGGUAGCAACUAUUUUCCAGGUCACAAACAAGUUUGCCCAGCACAAGGAAAAUCAUGUCGUUCGUGUGGAAAGCUCAACCAUUUUGCCAAAGUUUGUCGCAGUUCCCCAAUGCGAAAGCCAGAAUUUCGUGCACAAAACAGGGAAAACUCUAUUAAAGCAAUCAUAACAACGCCAAGAGAAACCGGAACCGGAAGUUCGGCGAAUGACGACAGCGACGAAUACACCUUCACCUUGACCCAAGGUCAAUCCAAGUUCAGCCCAACGACGGUAACCAAAACAAACAAGGGUGUUUUCGUGACGGCGAAAAUAAACGAAACGGAUAUAAGAUUAGUUCUUGACUCUGGUGCAACAACAAAUAUUUUAGAUUCUGCAAGUUUUGAACGUAUUCGAAAGAACAAUGCGAAACUCCAACUGGAACCUACGUCAAUCAAAAUAUACCCAUACAAUUCUACAGUUCCUCUACCCACUACCGGCAAGUUUGAAGUUCAAUUUUGUAAUGGUACAAAAACUACAUCUGCAACAUUUCAUGUUGUUGAAGGAAAUUCUGGGUCAUUGUUGGGAUAUGAGACAGCAACAGAACUGGGACCUUUGCAUGUUAAUGUCAACCGAACAACAACCAUGCCUAUUUCUACAUCAAGCAACACGUCUGAUCUGGUCGCAAAGUUUCAGCACCUAUUUACUGGCAUUGGUAAACUGAAAGAUUAUAAACAAAAACUACAUCUUGACCCUAGUUUACAACCAGUUGCCCAAAAACCUCGGCUAGUACCAUUUCACUUACGUAAGCAAGUAUCUGCCCGAAUUGAAGAAUUGGAAGCACUCGAUAUCAUAGAACGUGCAUCAGGUCCAACAUCGUGGGUAUCGCCUGUGGUCGCAGCACCUAAACCCCACAACCCAUCUGAAGUUAGAGUAUGUGGUGAUUAUCGACAACCCAACCGAGCCAUAAUUCGAGAACGGCACCCUAUUCCCACCGUGGAAGAGCUCAUGGAGGACAUGACUGGUGCUUGUGUCUUUUCAAAAUUAGAUCUUCGCGCUGGCUACCAUCAAAUUGAAUUGGAAGAAGAAUCGAGAUCUGUUACCACCUUUUGCACACAUGAAGGCUUAUAUCGAUAUAAGCGACUACCCUUCGGCAUCUCCUCUGCGUCUGAAGUUUUUCAGAAUGUCUUGCAACAGUCACUUCAAGGUCUUCAUGGCGUUCGUAACAUAGCGGAUGACCUCAUAGUUUGGGGAAAAUCCCAGGAAGAACAUGAUCGCAAUCUUGAAGCUUUGUUCCAGCGCCUAGAUGCCAAGGGCCUCACAUUGAAUGGUGAUAAAUGUGAAUACAACCAACCAAGUUUAUGGUUUUAUGGUUACAGUUUGUCCAAAGAUGGUCUAUCUGCUGAUCCCAAGAAAGUUGAGGCCAUAGUCAAAACGACAACUACACAGAAUGUUGCUCAGCUCCGAAGUUUCCUUGGUCUAGCUAACUACUGCGCUCGUUUUAUCAAGGAUUUUGCCACUCUUUCAGCACCUCUGAACGAACUGACCAAGAAGUCAACAAAAUGGCAAUGGACUGUCAUCCACCAACAAGCUUUUGAGAAAAUUACGACUGCAAUUGCAGAGGAUUGCAGCAUGGCUUUCUAUGAUCCUGCCAAAGAAACAACCCUGACUGUUGAUGGGGUUGUGAACGCUUCCAUUUGUAUCUUGUAG